Messenger RNA from Baudoinia panamericana UAMH 10762, 2283 nucleotides. RefSeq lists its product as uncharacterized. The record is from RefSeq and is a predicted model, not a curated record. The transcript has a single exon. NCBI's taxonomy places the organism in Eukaryota, Fungi, Ascomycota, Dothideomycetes, Mycosphaerellales, Teratosphaeriaceae. The coding region runs from base 182 to 1984 and encodes 600 amino acids.
ACAAUGUCUCUUACACGACACAUCUGCCAUCGAUGUCGCUUGCAGCACGCUAUAACCAGAAAUCGAGCGACCUCGACGAGAGUUAAGCUACUUUGCCAAUGCCGGUCGCUAUUGUACGUCCUGAAGUUUUGGGGUGGUUAGAAGGCGGUUGAGCAGAGACCCAACGUUGCAACCAGCGACCAUGAAACCAGACAGGCCGUUACCGUAUUGUGAUGCGUUUGAUAGCACGGAUGAAUACGUCCGCUCUCUACUGGACUUUGUUGGCGCGGAUGACUUCCUCCGCACCCUCUGCGGUGGCGUCCAUAUUCUGGACUUCUUCACAAGCGAGCUGGACCUGUAUGCGCGAGUGCUGCCGCAAGAAUGGCGAGACUUCUUCGCCCGGCACGAUAUCAUGGACGUUCUGGAUCUGCUCAUGCGCGAAGAUCUAUCUACGUUGUCCCUAGGGACGCAGUCUGCCUGGCGAGAUGGACCAUUCCCGCCGCACUCGUUGCUCAACUACAUUGCGAAGAUUAGGAAGCACCUCUUAGUGCGAGAUGUUAGCGGAUCGCAAUGCCAGCGCAACCGCGUCAUGAAACCGACGCAGAAGCUAGCACGGCAGGUUGCAGUUGGAAUGACAGUCAAGAAGGUGCACGAAGUCGGCUUGUUUGCCCACUAUAUCGACAACUUGAUCGGUGAUUUACGUCAGGUAACUACUGAUCAGAUCUCUCACCUCGUCGAUUUCGGCUCCGGACAGAACUAUCUCGGUCGUGCUCUUGCUAGCGAGCCGUACAACCACAGCAUCGUUGCCAUUGAAAGCAAAAGCCAUAAUGCCGAGAGGGCGAAAGAAUACGAUGUCAUGGCCAGGCUUGCCACAAGGCAGAAGAUCAUGCGCAACAAGAAAGCUUUCCGUGCUGGUCGAGAGGACUCAGCUAAGCCUGCCACCCUACCUACUCCACCGCCUGAGCUAGCAACGGGGCAGAGCGAGCAGAGACCGUUAGUGACCGUAGAAGCCUCGCUCGAUCCGGCUAUCGAAGCCUCUUCAAAUGCAAAGGGCCGCAUACGAUAUGUCGAGCACCGCAUCCGCGAUGGAGAUCUCUCGGAAGUAGUAUUACAGCUAGACGGUACUUCACCAAAUAUGAUGGUCAUGUCUCUGCACUCUUGUGGCAACCUUGUCCAUCACGGUCUGCGAUCACUCAUCCUCAACCCGGAGGUCAAGGCUGUUGCUAUGGUGGGAUGUUGCUACAAUCUCCUCACGGAGCGUCUCGGUCCUGCAACGUACAAGCUUCCUGAACUCCGGCCUUAUGCGCGUAAUCAUCCCCGGCUUACUCAGACAAGCGAAGCUCGCGACCCUCAUGGCUUCCCUAUGAGCGACCGUUUUUGCAACUACAGGGCCUCGCCUGAGGAUCAUACUGGUGCAGAACAUGACAGUACAGACCGCGGCAUCCGCCUCAACAUCACCGCUCGUAUGAUGGCCGUCCAGGCUGCCCAGAACUGGGGUCAAGCCGACAGCGAGGACUUCUUUAGAAGGCACUUUUACCGCGCUCUUCUCCAGCGCAUCUUCCUCGACCGCGGCAUUGUGGGGCCGCCACAAGGGGACUGCGUUGGUGGAGUGUCGCCCGCUGGCCACAGCUCUGGCGGCACGCCCAUUGUCAUCGGCUCCCUUCGGAAGUCAUGCUAUGGCAACUUCGUGAGCUACGUACGUGGCGCAGUAGCGAAGCUCGAGUCAGGCGAAGAUCCAGAUAGGGCUGUCUUGUUCAAAAAGGGCAUGGAAAGCAUGACUGAUGCAGAUAUUGAGGCCUACGAGGUCCAGUAUCACGCAAGAAAGAAAGACCUCAGCAUCAUUUGGAGCUUGAUGGCUUUCUCAGCUGGUGUUGUCGAGGCCGCCAUCGUGGUCGACCGAUGGCUCUGGCUAAAGGAGCAGGGCAUCGUCGAUGCUUGGGUGGAAGCGGUGUUCGAUUACCGACUUAGCCCGCGGAACCUUGUGGUGGUUGGUGUUAAGCCGUGAAGGCUCACAAUAUGACUCCUUUCUAAUAGCCUAGUUCGGCACCCAUGCUGUCAACAGCGCCUCGGGAUGUGGACGAUGAACAAGCACUCCAACUUCCGACGAUCCCUAGGAGAGAUCGUAUUGGUUUCGGAAUAUUCCCAGGCUUGCAGAGCCUGCCACGGUCCGGAUCUGCUACUGGAAGAUAGCAACAAUGGCUCGUGGGCUAUCAUCUGCAGCAUCGUUGGCAAUGCGCUGGUGGCGUGAUGCGCAACAAUACCAGCCUUAUCCAAACGAACCCUCAGCCUUGCCCGGUUGCCAAU